Molecule: messenger RNA, 2247 nt
Organism: Verruconis gallopava
Lineage: Eukaryota; Fungi; Ascomycota; Dothideomycetes; Venturiales; Sympoventuriaceae
Exons: 2
Coding region: 64-1824 (586 amino acids)
Biological process (GO): intracellular polyamine homeostasis; transmembrane transport
Molecular function (GO): polyamine transmembrane transporter activity
Source: RefSeq, a predicted model, not a curated record
UUUUUUGGGAACGCGAGACGCUGCUCGCUGUCGUAGCGGACCCUCCACGGCUCUAUAUCCAUCAUGGCUUCAGGCUCAUGUGCGACCAUGGACGGCAUCGAAACAAACGACGUGGACACGGAAGGGAAACGCCGCCAUUCGUCCACCUCGUCAGCCUCGAUUCAGUCUGUCAAGGCUCUCCAAACAGAUGUUGAAGCGCACGUAGUAGAACAGCCGAGCUUGUCGCGCCAGAUAUCCCGGAUAUCAUCCAGAUUGACGCCCAAUUAUCCGCCAAAGGUUCCGCGUAACGAAAGGCGCGGCCUGUUCGCACGCUUUUCGCUCGUGCCCGAAGUCACCCAGCCGGUGCUCUAUCCCAGGAAAACAAAAUGGGUGAUCACUACCAUCGUGGCCCUGGCCGCGUUUGCUGCCCCCGUAGGCUCUGCAAUCGUCAUGCCGUGUUUGACACCUAUAUCGAAAGAGUUCAAGGUCUCGCCCACCGUCACAAACUUGAGCGUGGCGCUGUACAUGCUGUCGAUGUCGAUAUUUCCUCUCUGGUGGAGCAGCUUCAGCGAGACCCUGGGCCGGAGAACGAUCUACGUCGCAUCCUUUGUCUUGUUCACCUUGUUCUCCAUCCUUUCGGCAGUGGCAAGCAGUAUCGGUAUGCUUAUUGCGAUGCGGAUGCUGAGCGGUGGUGCCGCAGCCAGUGUCCAAGCUGUUGGCGCCGGUACCAUUGCUGAUAUCUGGGAACGACAUGAACGUGGCCGGGCUAUGGGCCUUUUUUAUCUUGGGCCUUUAUGCGGGCCUUUGCUAGGGCCCAUCAUUGGUGGAGCGUUAGCACAAGGACUCAAUUGGCGCGCGACGCAGUGGUUCACUGCCAUAUAUGGUGGCGCUAUGAUUGUCAUGAUCACCUUCUCGCUGCCAGAGACCUUGAAGGCGCGGAAGAGCUUGAUAAAACAGGCCAAAGGGGAAGCAGAUGCGGCCAUGCAAACCGAGCUGGCUGUGACAGGCGAGGCUGCGGGUGAAAAGACAUCGAACGAGCCAAACGUUACUGACAAAUCUACGUCUUUGCAUCGAACAACGACACGGCAGUCUGUGGCCAAGCACUCGAAGUCUACAAUCAUUUUUCUCAAGCGAGCUUUUAUCGACCCACUCAAGAUUAUCCUUUUGUUACGCUUCCCUGCCGUCGCCAUCACUAUUUACUAUGCGUCCGUCACAUUUGGAGCCCUCUUCUUCCUCAACAUUAGCAUUGAAGACACCUUCUCCAGGUCCCCGUACAAUUUCAGUGUUCUCAUAGUCGGCCUCUGCUACAUUCCAGGUUCACUAGGGUACUUUAUCACGUCGAUCUUUGGUGGUCGCUGGUUGGACUACAUUAUGAAACGGGAAGCGAGGAAGGCCGGCCGUUACGACGCGAAUGGAAAUUUGAUCUUCACACCAGAAGACAGAAUGAAAGAAAACGCAUGGAUUGCUGCCUUCGUUUAUCCUUGUGCCCUGAUGUGGUACGGCUGGUCGGCACAAGCAAAAGUCCAUUGGAUCGUGCCAUUCAUCGCCAAUUUCUUCUUUGGUAGUGGCACAAUGAUGGUUUUCACCAUGGCAUCGACCAUGCUGACUGAAUUCGUGCCAAAGCGAGCAAGUACCGGUCUUGCCGUUCAAAACUUCGUGCGGAACAUCUUCUCGUGCGUAGGAGGCAUAAUCGCGCACCCAGUUAUACAUGCCAUCGGUAACGGUUGGAUGUGCACAAUUCUUGGACUUGUAUCCUUGAUCAGUGGAUGUGUCGUUAUCUGGUCGAUGAAGUCAUUCGGUCACAGAUGGCGAGAAGAGAUGGAAGAGAAGCUCGAGAAUUCCUGAGGCGCUGUUAAGGGUGUAGCUUUAAGCGCAUAAAGUCGACCAAACCGCUGAGCUCGCAAGUUCUCUGCAGCUGCCGCGGUCCCUGGGUCACACAAUCCGACGAAUGACCGCUUUGCAGAGGAAAGGCGCUGCCCUUCUCGAAGGACAACAACCAAGAGACCUGUCGAAUUGGACGCCUGGCAACGCGGGUUCGCACGAUACGAAGCUUCCCAAUUGAAUGUGAUAUGGUCGAGUGUAAAAAUUGGUAAACGGGAAAGCAAUGUAGAGCUGAAAACUCUACUCCAUUUGGGGAUAACAUUGCGUGAACGUGGCAAAACCAUGGCCAAAGUAACAGCGAGGGCCUGUGUUUGUUUCUAUAGGCUCGCUGCUGAGGAAUCUACCCUCUCAAUGCAGCAGCAAAUCCAAAAAAUUCUCCAAAAAAAA